AAUGAUUCUCGGCUGUGAGAAGACAUCCCUGACCUGAACCUGAUCACGACCUCUUAAACCGCCGCUCACUGACUGGAGCUCAGAUAAGGGCUCGAUCAUGACAGAUGCUGAUGGCUUCUGUCCGACAGCAGAAGAUGGAGCUGAGAGCGAUCAGCAGCAUCCUCUCAUUCUCCAGAGAGUCCAGGAAGAACCCAAAAGCUGGCAAACCGUUGUGUCAAACCGACUCAAAAAGAACUGCUCGUGCACUCCAAAGAAAGCUAAAUCCAAAAUACUGGGUUUCGUCCCGAUUGUAAAAUGGCUGCCUCGCUACCAGCUGAAAGAAUGGAUUCUGGGCGACGUCAUGUCUGGACUUAUUGUAGGAAUCCUAUUGGUCCCUCAGUCCAUAGCUUACUCCCUAUUGGCCAGUCAGGACCCCAUUUAUGGUCUUUAUACGUCCUUUUUCGCCUCCAUCAUCUACGCACUUUUAGGCACUUCCAGACACAUUUCGGUGGGGAUCUUCGGGGUCCUGUGUUUGCUCGUGGGUCAAGUCGUUGAUAGGGAGUUAGCGUUGGCUGGAUACCUCCCAGAAAACAGCAUCUUAAGUAGCAACGACAGCUCCAUCGUGCUGGGAAAUAGCAGCUUUGGGAUGGAUUGUGACAGAAGCUGCUAUGCUAUCACCGUCGGAGCUACAGUUACUUUCACAGCUGGAGUUUAUCAGGUGCUGAUGGGUAUUUUCCAGGUGGGCUUCGUCUCCGUCUACCUCUCAGACUCUCUGCUCAGUGGCUUUGCUACCGGAGCGUCUCUGACCAUCCUAACCUCCCAGUUCAAAUACCUUCUGGGUCUGAAGAUCCCUCGUCCUCAGGGCUGGUUCACGCUCUUCAAAACGUGGUACAGCGUGCUCUCCAACCUGCAGAACACCAACGUCUGCGACCUGGUGACCAGUCUGGUGUGUUUGAUGAUCCUGUUACCGACCAAGGAGCUCAACGACCGCUUCAAAGCCAAGCUGAAGGCUCCUAUCCCCUUCGAGCUCUUCGUGGUGGUGAUAGCGACGCUGGCUUCUCAUUUUGGAAACUUCAACAUCGACUACGAGGAUGAAGCCGGAGUGACGUUAAUGGAGAACACAUCCUUACGCAGCGUGGUGAUCGACGGCAGCUCCAUUUCCUUUCUGGACACGGCCGGAGUGAACGCGCUGAAAGAAGUCCGCAAAGAUUACGCAGAACUGGGGGUGAAAGUGGUCCUGGCCCAGUGUAACACCUCCGUACUGGACUCACUGCAGAGAGGGGGCUACUACCCCAAAACAGAGAGUGAUGGAGGAGGGGAAACGGUGAUAUUCUACACCAUCGAAGACGCCGUCCACUACGUCCAAAAUCUCCCCGCUGCAAACGGAGAUCAUGAUUAUAAAUGCUAAAAAACGUCCAAAUAUCCAAAUAUCUGUUUACAUGUUUGCAGUUUUUAUGAUUCAAACAACACAAAAGAGAAGGUAGUUGUUGCCUCUGUGCCUUAAAACCAAAGAGCUGAAGUAUAUUACUAAACCAAAUAUAUAUAUUUUUUCUGCAAACUGAUACCAAAAUUAGCCAGAAAAACGACAUACUCAGGAGAUAUCACAUGUACUUUACAUACCUGCUGCAGACCAUCCUUUAUUUAACACACGUUCAGCACAAGUCUUCGUCAUGGAAAUUAAACCAACUAUGUGUAUUUUGUAUGCAAACAAACGCCAAAGUUAGCGAGUAAAGCUACAUACUCUAUAUCACAUCCUUUUUACAGAACUUUAUUUAAUACACCUUCUGCAUGCUAAAUGCUAAAAACGCAUAGAAAUUCAUUAAUAUAUAUUUUCUCUCUGCAAACGGACAACAGAAUUAUUCAGUAAAACUACACACACAGGUUAAAGAGUCACAUCUCAUCUGAAUGUGAAAUUGUGACGUCCAUAGCCUCUCCGCGUCAAACUGACAGUAUGACAGUAAAUGCAAAAAAUAUCCAGAUAUCUUUGUUUACAUGUUGUAGAAUUCAAACAACACAAAAGAGAAGGUAGUUGUUGCCUCUGUGCCUUAACACCGAAAAGCUGAAGUAUUUUUUUACAUACCAUUGCAGACCAACCUUUAUUUAAUACACCUUUAGCUGAAUGCUAAAACAAGUCUUCCUCAUGGAAAUUAAACCAAAUAUAUAUAUGUAUUUUUUCUGCGAACAGACACCAGCGUUAGCCAGUAAAGCUACAUACUCAGGUUCAAGAGUCACAUCUCAUCUGAAUGUGAAAUUGAGACCCGUAAAUUAGAAAAUGUAAAUCUAAAGUUACUCUAGAUUAAGAUCACUUUAUUACUGCCAUCCCAUCUGCUGUAAAACACAGUGAGGUCCCUUCAUACCAGUCACAUGCAAAGUGUCCGUAAGCUUUUAGUACAUGUUAACAGCAGUUAUUUAAAAGUGUUUGAUUCUAUAACCUCUUGUCCAUGAAGUGCAAUCCUCUUGUGAUUCAUCAGCGCAGAUGGUGUGUUGUUGUUGUUGUUGUUGUUGUUGUUGUUGUUGUUGAACUCUGUAUUAGAGCUCCAAAUCAGUUCAAGUUAUUGUGUGAAAACACUUCUUUCUAGAAUCAAAUGCAUCUGUUUUUUCUGACUCAAUCCCACAAACUGUAACAGGUGGGAAUCUGUUCUCUUCCGCUGGUGUUUAUUUGUUAUUUUUAUUUGUUUUAUUUACAAAACCAAAUAAACACCAGCAGAAAUUCUGUUUACUUUUCAAUGUGCAGCCUUUAUGUAAACAAACUGCAGUGGUUGAAGGAAAAUAAAUGUAUUCAAGUGCUAAGUGCUACGUGCUUAGUGCUACAAGCUAAGUGCUAAGUGCUAUGUGCUACGUUCUAAUUGCUACAUGCUUAGUGCUACAAGCUAAGUGCUACGUGCUAAGUGCUAUAGGCUACGUUCUAAUUGCUACAUGCUUAGUGCUACAAGCUAAGUGCUACUUUCUAAUUGCUACAUGCUAAGUGCUACGUGCAAAGUGCUACGUGUACUUUUCCUCCCCCUGAGUAUUUUCACUUUAUUCUAUGUCAACACCAAACAGGUUCUGACUGCAGUAGCUACAUGCUACGUGCUAAGUGCUACACGCUAAUUGCUACAUGCUACGUGCUACGUGCACUUGUAUUUCACUUGAGUAUCUUUAUUCUACUUUAUACUUCUACUCGGCUACACUUAUUUUACAGCUAACUAGCAGAUUUUGUAGAUUUAGAUUAAUAAUACUGAAUUUAAAUCAACUAGUAAAUCUUUAUGCAUUAGCUUAAACUAAUGCAGUAUAUCAAUAAUUUAAAAUAUACCCCACCUUGACAAUUUCAAGUUAAGACAUUUAUAUUUAUUACACAAUAAUGUUGUAUUUGUUAAAUCUGAAAUGGCCAUUCUUCUGCAUAAUGAUUACUUGUAACUGAGUAUUUGUACACUGUAGUAGGCUAAUGCUACUUUUAUCCACCUCUGUCCAAACUGCAGUACCUUAAGCAAUACCUACAGUGCUUUAAAGUACAAAUACAUAUACUGUGAAUGUAUUUAUAUCGGACUCUCUCAUGUCUCGUUAACAUAUCUUAUUUCUCAGUUAUUGCCCAAAAACAACAGGUAAUGUUUCUGCAACAAGAUCUCAGGCGUAGUUAUAUAACCUGAAAGUCCUUCAGUGAAUGUGUCACUUUGAUAAAGUACUUUAUAUUGAACCACAAUGCAAAUAUAACAGCUUGGUAAAUAAAAGACUCAUCUCGGUGAUGAACGUGGGGGCAAAGAUCGAGGUAAAGAAAAACUGCCAUCAGAGAUUAAUCAGAACAGCUUGUUAUGUUAGAGAUCAUCAAACUACAAGGCAGUUUUUUAUUAAAUACAUUAUUGUUAUUUAAAUUAUGGAGGUCCAUUGAUUUCAGUUUUUGUAAUACAAGAAUACAUGAUGAUUACAUUGUAAAUGGCUUAUGAGGAAGGAAAUUACAACUGGAAAAACUAUUUUCAAACAUUUUAAAGAGGCCCUGUUCUGCUUUUUGGGGGGUUUACUUUCCUGUAGUGUGUUCAAUAGGUUUUAGUGCAUGUCAAUGGUCUGCAAAGUGGACUGCACUUGUUGAAAAGUGCUUUAGAAAUAAACUUGCCUUUCCUUUCCGCUCACACAAAAACAAAAAGGGAUAACAUCUGAGGAUAUUUGUUUGUUGUUUAUUUGUAUCUUUAAGGUCUAAAACUGAUUUCAGAUUAUAUUUCUGUACCUUUUCCUUGACAUAUUUAUAUCACUGUCUUACUGGACUUUACUGCAUUCUGUUAUUACUCUCUGUAAUCAGUUAUCCAAUGUACAUUAACAGAAAUGCGAUUUAUACCAGAACAGUGUGCUCUUCUCUUGACUGUAAAAGUAUAUGUCUUACAUUUAGCAUAUGCUAAUAACCUAAUAAAAUACUUGUCACCA
Molecule: messenger RNA, 4371 nt
Organism: Notothenia coriiceps (black rockcod)
Lineage: Eukaryota; Metazoa; Chordata; Actinopteri; Perciformes; Nototheniidae
Product: sulfate transporter
Exons: 5
Coding region: 98-1387 (429 amino acids)
Biological process (GO): sulfate transmembrane transport
Cellular component (GO): membrane
Molecular function (GO): secondary active sulfate transmembrane transporter activity
Source: RefSeq, a predicted model, not a curated record